AUGGCCGUAACGGCCGUCCAAGCCCACUAUACCUUUCCCCGCCUCGUCAUCAACGGAAACUCCGACGCCGCAGACUGGACCACGACUCGCCGCACCAAGAAUGCCGAUUCAAAGCAAGGCAUCGAGAACCCGACUUCGGCCGACAUCCGCUGCUAUCAGUCAUCGAACGCGGCCAGCGUAGCGACCGUCCCCGCAGGCGCUACCAUCCACUAUGUGAGCAGCCAGCAAGUCAAUCAUCCGGGGCCAACGCAGUACUAUCUCGCCAAAGUACCUACUGGAGCGGACGUAAAAACAUGGGACGGAAGCGGCGCGGUGUGGUUCAAGAUAUCGACCACGAUGCCCAAGGUCGAUGCGCAGAAGCAGAUGACAUGGCCUGGACAGAAUGGAUACAUAACCUCCAACGCAACCAUCCCCAAGAGCGUCCCUAGUGGCGACUAUCUGUUGCGCGUUGAGCAGAUUGCACUGCACUUGGCUAUGAAGGCAAACGGGGCGCAGUUCUACCUCGCGUGCUCGCAGAUCACGAUAACAGGCGGUGGGAGUGGGAGUCCAGGGCCAAUGGUGACUUUCCCAGGAGCGUAUAAGAGUUCGGAUCCAGGUGAGUUGCGUCGAUGGGAGGAAGUGGGAUGA
Messenger RNA from Didymosphaeria variabile, 627 nucleotides. RefSeq lists its product as uncharacterized. The record is from RefSeq and is a predicted model, not a curated record. NCBI's taxonomy places the organism in Eukaryota, Fungi, Ascomycota, Dothideomycetes, Pleosporales, Didymosphaeriaceae. Bases 1 to 627 code for a protein of 208 amino acids. The transcript is spliced from 3 exons.